GUAUGGGAGGAGGCGCCGGCGGUGCCGGCGGUGGUAUGCCAGAUAUUGGUGCUAUGAUGAAGAUGCUCGGUGGAGGCGGCGGUGGCGGCAUGCCCGACAUGUCAGCCCUAGGCGGAAUGGGUGGCAUGCCUGAUAUGGGUGCCAUGAUGAAGAUGAUGGGUGGUAUGGGUGGCAUGCCGGGCAUGGGUGGAGGUGGUGCUGGUGCAGGGCAAGGAAAGGGGAGGAGGUAGUGUCAGAGCUAUGAGGAUAUCAGUUUGCGAUUUUUGAUGCAUAGCCGCGGCGUUCGGGUUUGUUAUCACAUCUGGGGGAUUCUCUGCGUUGAGGUACACAUCGUAUGUCACUACUUCCGCCUGCUUCCCUCUUUGAUCUUCUCCCUGUCAACAAGUUUCGAUCAUUAUGUUUGGUCCGAUAAGAAUGACUAUGCCAGCUGUUUCCAGGAGGACGGUUUGUGGAUUCUGAACCCUUACAGCAAUACCUUCAACACUGUUUGGGUUGUUGAAGUGUUUACAUAUAACUUCCGAAUAAGCCUCUGGUAUUGUCUCACACUACCCGCUAUCAUUUACUGGCAUCAGAACAUGGUUCUUCUACUAGAGCUCCCUCGCGAAGUCCGUAACAACAUGUUCGCGCACCUCAUUCGUGCGUCACAGGACCUCUCCUCCAUACUCAAGGUCAAUCGUCAGCUAGCUAAAGAAUGUAUCGAGGAAGUCACAUUCUACCACCAAAAGCACUUGACACAGAUGACAUCUGACCUACGCAUCCACUUUCCACAAAUAGACUUCGAGUUCAACGUUCCGCAAAAAGGUGAUUGACUGUUGGCUAUCACUACCAUGACACUUUCACUUCCUGUUAGUCCUCAGAAUAUCCGCAAUCCAAUCACACUAGGAAUGUUCUUGGCGGAAGUGCUGAGAAUGCGUAGGCUGCCUCUUAC
Messenger RNA from Alternaria alternata, 928 nucleotides. RefSeq lists its product as hypothetical. The record is from RefSeq and is a predicted model, not a curated record. The transcript has a single exon. The coding region runs from base 267 to 809 and encodes 180 amino acids. NCBI's taxonomy places the organism in Eukaryota, Fungi, Ascomycota, Dothideomycetes, Pleosporales, Pleosporaceae.